UUAAAAUCUUUAUUUCAGCUCCGCCAUCAGAAUGGCAUCUGAUAAAAAGAAGAGACGAACUGAAGAAGAAAAUAGAGCAUUUAAUCAGGAUUGGACAGAGCAGUUUGCGUUCAUAUGCAACACAGAUGGCCUUCCGACUUGUCUGAUUUGCCAAGAAAAACUUGCACACAGUAAGAAGUCAAAUUUGGAGAGACACUUCACUACAAAACAUACCCAAUUCGCUGCCAAAUAUCCAUCCGGUGACACACGAAAAAAAGCUGUUAAAGAGCUUCAAAAACAAAAACAGCAGUCGAGUUCUAUGCUAAGUAACUGGGCGCAAUCUUCAAAUAAUGUAAACCUGGCAAGCUUCGCAAUAUCACUACAAAUUGCAAAAAGAGGGAAACCAUUCACAGAUGGUGAGUACGUCAAAGAUUGUUUCAUACGUGGAGCUGAAGAACUGUUUCGUGAUUUCAAAAACAAAACCGAAAUCAUGAAGAAAAUUAAAGAUAUGCCAUUAUCUGCUAAAACAGUACAAGAUAGAACUUCAAAAAUGUCUUCAAAUAUAACACACAUGCAAGUGGAAGACAUUCAACUGGCUUCUGCUUUAUCAAUUGCUAUUGAUGAGUCUUGCGACAUAAAAGACACGGCACAAGUUACCCUUUUCGUCAGGUAUAUGUCGUCCCAAGGUCCAAAAGAAGAACUGCUAGGAUUGCUGCCGCUCUCAGGGCAAACUCGUGGAGAAGAUAUAGCAAAUGCUGUGCAAAAAUGCCUGGAAGACUAUGAAAUCGAUAUAAAUAAAAUCGUUUCCAUAGCAACUGACGGAGCCAGAAGUAUGACAGGAAUACAUAGAGGGGUAACAACGAUUCUUCGGCAAAAAAUAAACCACGAAAUUUUAACGUUUCACUGCAUAAUUCAUCAAGAGGCGCUUUGUGCCCAAACAUUCCCGACUGAAAUGGUUGAGGUCAUGAACUUGGUUAUUAAGAUCGUUAACAGCAUUUUGGCAAAAGCACUCUACCAUCGCCAGUUUCAGGAAUUUCUUGAAGAAAUAGAAAGCCAGUAUUCUGAUCUACUUCUGCACAAUAAAGUGCGAUGGCUUUCCAAGGGUAACGUAUUGAAACGUUUUGCUUCUUGCUUGACUGAAAUAAAAAUUUUCUUCGAUGAAAAAGGCAUUGUCCAUCCCGAAUUGAAAGAAGACAAAUGGCUGCAAAAAUUCUACUUCAUGGUGGAUAUCACAAUGAAACUAAACGAGCUAAAUGUCAAACUGCAAGGAAAGGGAAACCCAGCCUAUGCCUUGCUUGAAGAAGUGGUUUGCUUUGAAAAUAAAUUACUUCUUUUCAUCGAAGACAUGGAGAGUGGAAAAUUACUUCAUUUC
Messenger RNA from Leptinotarsa decemlineata (Colorado potato beetle), 1351 nucleotides. Its product is annotated as general transcription factor II-I repeat domain-containing protein 2A. Gene Ontology annotation, molecular function: protein dimerization activity. NCBI's taxonomy places the organism in Eukaryota, Metazoa, Arthropoda, Insecta, Coleoptera, Chrysomelidae. The record is from RefSeq and is a predicted model, not a curated record.